Molecule: messenger RNA, 1746 nt
Organism: Verticillium nonalfalfae
Lineage: Eukaryota; Fungi; Ascomycota; Sordariomycetes; Glomerellales; Plectosphaerellaceae
Exons: 2
Coding region: 1-1746 (581 amino acids)
Biological process (GO): nucleobase-containing compound metabolic process
Cellular component (GO): nucleus; cytoplasm
Molecular function (GO): nucleic acid binding; 3'-5' exonuclease activity
Source: RefSeq, a predicted model, not a curated record
AUGACUUCCUACCCGUUCGAACGAGUCUGGCACCGUGGCCGUGGCAUUGUGUUUAGUCCUACUCGACAACAAGAAUCUGUGCAUUCCCGAGCCUACAUCGCUACGGAGAGUCGGGGCGCUGCCGCAUGGACGCAGCACCCCAACGAUGCGAUAGUCGAACAGGCAUUGGACGACGAGGCAGACUGCUCCGAUUCAGGCAACGACUCUUUUACGACAGCGGUAGAGUACAAUGAAGACUACACGACGAGGGGGCCCGUUGCCGGACAACGCAACCUCAGGGAGGAGCUCAUCAAGGAGGAAGGUCUCGGCGCGGCUGUCUCCGUGGAUACCACCAUCUCACCGAAAGGACCUCCAGUCACGAGCCUUGCCUUCAACAUCAGCGCGGCGGCAUUCGCCAAAGCGCAGCAGGCUCCCGCGGGCACGGCCGAUUCCUACUGGUCUCACACCUUCUACCGGGGCCGUGAUGUGGACGGCCUGGAGCAGAAUGUCAAGGUGCACUACUGCAAGAGCAAGCACAAAAUGGAGCACGUGUGUCAGUACUUUCUCGACGAGAAGGUCCUGGGCUUCGACCUCGAGUGGCAGCCCAGCGCAAGCAAGUCCUCGGGCCCGAGACGGAACGUGUCGUUGAUCCAGCUGGCAAGCCCGAGCCGCAUCGCCCUCUUCCACGUGGCGCUCUUUCCCGGAGCUGACGACGACCUGAUGGCGCCGACGUUCAGGCAGAUCAUGGAGGACCCAGACGUGACCAAGGCCGGCGUCAACAUCAAGGGCGACUGCACGCGCCUGCGCAACUGGUUCGACGUUGGCACGAGGGGCACCUUCGAGUUGAGUAAUCUGUACAAACUCGUCAAGCACUCGGCCUCCGGCCGCGUGGAUCUAGUCAACAAAAGGCUAGUGUCGCUGGCGACACAGGUCCAGGACUGCCUCGGGCUGCCCAUGUUCAAAGGGCCUGAUGUCCGGUCGAGUGACUGGUCGCAGGCCCUCAAUAUGCAGCAAAUCACUUGUGACGCGUAUGCUGGUCUGCAGCUCUAUCAUGUCCUUGAUGAGCAGCGGAUGGCGCUGACACCCAGGCCUCCGCUGCCAUAUCAUGUCGAAUACAACCUGCCGAUCCGCCUGGCGCCCGGAGUGACGAUACCGUCACCAGAAGAGCUCGCUGAACUCGCUGAACUCGCCACCCCAGUCCAAGCCACCGCCACAGCCAGUGACAAGAUGACCGCAGCAGCAGCAGUGGGCGGCGGUGGUGUAACACGACAGCCGGCAGCGACAGACACCUCGCAGCAGGCCACCACCCAAUCGACAUCGGCAUCGGCACCGGCACCCCCACUCUUGUGCUCGCCAUGGGGGACGUCGGACCCGACACGCAUCAUGGACGCCAGGGUGCUCGCUGCAGAGUCCCGCGUCGCCACUUACCGCGCGUCAAAGACGAGCAUGCGCACGACGCCCACGUCGCUGCGGUCGUACUACCUGUGGCACGACAACGAGGGCAUCGGGCCGGAGCAGGUUGCGGGCAUCCUGCGUGUGCCGCCGCUGCAGACCAACACGGUGGUUGGCUACGUGCUCGAGGCAAUCAAGCUGGAAGAUCUGCCGUUCGACAAGAAGAGGCUGAGGAACGAGGUGCUACACCUCCUUCCGAGAGAUGUCAUGGAGAGGAGAUAUCCGGCCAUUUUCAAGGCAGCGCACCAGGUAGACGUUGCCGCCGGGACGUCGGAGAACGACUACGCGGCGGCCAGAUCAGACUGGCCGUUGUGA